Aspergillus alliaceus is the source of this 893-nucleotide messenger RNA. RefSeq lists its product as uncharacterized. The annotation marks the transcript as partial. The record is from RefSeq and is a predicted model, not a curated record. The transcript is spliced from 2 exons. Lineage: Eukaryota; Fungi; Ascomycota; Eurotiomycetes; Eurotiales; Aspergillaceae.
UGUCACUAAAUCUACCAAUCUUUCUAAUCUAUAUAUCAGACUGGUCCCUGCUAGUCUGUACUAUCCAUCAAACUGCAAUCCAUCCAUCAAAAGCCCAGGAUCACCUGGCAGCCCACCAUCUGAAUCAAUCACACUAUACAGAUCAAAUCAAUGCUCUACACCUACCCACUAUACAACAUGUCCAUCAAGCCAUGCGGGCCCGGGAACCCAUUGCCCCCAUUGAGACCCUGGCCCCAUCCAUGCCAGCAUAUCAAUGCCGCGUCCACAGCUGCCACACACUGGCCCUGACCCGGAGAAAGCUAAAUCAUCAUUUAAGCCGGAUCCAUCGGCAAUUUGGUACUGCAAAUCAAGCUUGCUACCAACAAUCCUGCUGGGUUCAGACCCUGGAUCACCCGAGAUAUAUAUUUCGCGUCCACCAACCCAUGGACAGCCCGCCCCAUCAUAGAGCUCUGGAACAGCACCUGGCUACCAAGAGAGUCUUUAGGGUCUAUGGAACCCCAGAUAAGGCUAAUUCCUUCCACCUGGAGACCCGAUAUCCGAUAUUUCUGGAUGGCCGGGAUCUGGACACCCUAAAGGGUCUAUUUACUAUAGACCAGCAGGAUCAGGAUCAGGCAGAGGCCCUAUUUAAUAUAAUACACUCGAUUCUAGUGAAUGGCCAGCAGAAGCUGUUUCAGAUCCCAACCCAGGCAUUAUUUGCCUUAAAUUCAUUUACUAGAGAUAAUUCCUCUAUAAAGCGCUUUAGGCCUCUCCAGAGCCCAAUUACCUUUUUAAACUAUACCUAUAUCUUUCAAGCUUUUCUAAUCUUUCUAUUGAAUUCCUAUCAAGAUCAGAUCACCCGGGAGCCCCAGGGCCCCCAGGCAGUCCACCAUCUCUAUCAGCUAGCAGCCCCUGAA